AGAAGCCCCUCCUUGGCACCCCCUCUUCCCUGACUGCUGUCCCCUACCCAGCCUUGCCCCCUUCAUCCUUUUGCGUUUGGUAUUGAGACUCUCCUAGACUCUACUCCUCUUUCUUUUGUAUGGACAGUUCCCCUUCAGUCCCAUCCCCCUACACAUACACCCAGCCGGGGCCAAAUUUAUACUUAUAUAAAAGUUGUAAAUAUGUGAAAUUUUAUCCCUGUGCCCUUUCCCCACCUCAGGCCCUACCCCUGGACCCUCCCCAACCUUCCUUCUCUCUUCUUUGGCUGUUGUAAUUAUCUGGGGUUUGUACUGUACAUAUCCGGGGUGUGUGUGUGUGGGCUGGGGGCAACCCUUCUGUACAGAGCUUCCUGGCCCCCUCCCCCCCCGCCCCUCUGCUUCCCUCCCCACCCACCACCUCAAGGGUAGGGAGUUGCUCUUCCUACCUGUUUUAUUUUGUUUUCUCGUUCUCCCUCCCCACCCCACUCCCAGCCUUAUCUAUCCCCCCUCACUGUCCCCUUUUCUCCACUCCCAGCCCCAUUUCCUUUUUUUCUGGAGUGUGUGGUGAAACAGAAAAAAACAUGUUUAAUAAACGGAGAUUGUUCUUUUAUCGCUGUGCCGACUUUCUUAGGCAGGGCUCUCCAGACCUGUACGGUGGUAAGAUCUGCUUUCUGAAAGGAAGCUGACAGCCUGAGAGGAAAACCGUAUAUCCCCACCUGAUGCCACACUCUCCUCAUAGAAUGUCACUCUCCCCUCCCAAUGAGAUUUUUUAUAUUUUAGAGCAGGAGUUUUGCACCGGCCAAACUUCUCCAAUCUAACUCUCCCCUCACCACUGUGUCACUUAGUCCGAGGCCAGGAACAGCGGCGUUAUCUGAUAAAAGAGUUCAUGUAUAUAUCCACAUUUAUCUCUUUUAAAAAUUACCUAGAAAUAAGGUUUCUUUAAUUGCUGGUUAAAAUGCUCCCGUGCAGAAAACAGGAAAGAACCUGCCUGGUUCCUUAGCAAAUCUGAGUUCCAGUCCCAGGUCCACUACUAUUAGCUGAGUGACGCUUCCAGCCCGUUUCCCCCGCCUGGAAACUGAGGACGGCAACCCCCACCCUCGCAGGGCCGGUGGGAAGACACAAAGUGAUGUGGGCAAGUGCCAGGCCCACAUGCCUUCAUCCCGCGUGGAGUCUACCCCCAAGCCCUUCUCCUCUUCCCAAUUCUUGUCACCUUCGAGGAGGCCAUGGAAACCCCAACACCUUUGCCGCCUGUACCCGCCUCCCCGACCUGCAACCCAGCCCCACGGACAAUCCAGAUCGAGUUCCCACAGCAUAGCUCGUCUCUGCUGGAAUCUCUGAACCGCCACAGGCUAGAGGGAAAGUUCUGUGAUGUGUCCCUCCUGGUGCAGGGCCGGGAACUUAGGGCUCAUAAAGCAGUGUUAGCUGCUGCCUCUCCUUACUUCCAUGACAAGCUGCUUCUGGGGGAUGCGCCUCGUCUCACUCUACCGAGUGUCAUUGAAGCCGAUGCCUUCGAGGGGCUGCUCCAGCUCAUUUAUUCAGGGCGUCUCCGCCUGCCACUGGAUGCUCUUCCUGCUCAUCUCCUUGUGGCCAGUGGCCUUCAAAUGUGGCAGGUAGUAGAUCAGUGCUCAGAAAUUCUUAGAGAAUUAGAAACUUCAGGUGGUGGAAUUUCAGCCCGUGGAGGAAACUCCUACCAUGCCCUUCUUUCCACUACAUCCUCUACAGGAGGCUGGUGCAUUCGCUCUUCGCCUUUCCAGACCCCAGUACAGUCCUCUGCUUCUACUGAAAGCCCUGCUUCCACUGAGAGCCCUGUGGGAGGGGAGGGAAGUGAACUGGGAGAAGUGCUGCAAAUUCAGGUGGAAGAAGAAGAGGAGGAGGAGGAAGAUGAUGAUGAUGAGGACCAGGGGUCAGCCACACUCUCUCAGACUCCUCAGCCCCAGAGAGUAUCAGGGGUUUUUCCCCGUCCUCAUGGACCCCACCCACUGCCCAUGACUGCUACUCCCCGAAAGCUUCCAGAGGGUGAGAGUGCACCACUUGAGCUUCCUGCCCCUCCUGCACUGCCCCCCAAAAUCUUCUACAUUAAGCAGGAACCCUUCGAGCCUAAGGAGGAGAUAUCAGGAAGCGGAACUCAGCCUGGAGGAGCAAAGGAGGAAACCAAAGUGUUUUCUGGAGGGGACACUGAAGGGAAUGGGGAGCUAGGGUUCUUGUUGCCUUCAGGGCCAGGGCCAACAUCUGGGGGAGGGGGUCCAUCCUGGAAACCAGUGGAUCUUCAUGGGAAUGAAAUCCUGUCAGGGGGUGGAGGACCUGGGGGAGCAGGCCAGGCCGUGCAUGGGCCUGUGAAGCUAGGGGGGACACCCCCUGCAGAUGGAAAACGCUUUGGUUGCCUGUGUGGGAAGCGGUUUGCAGUGAAGCCAAAGCGUGACCGGCACAUCAUGCUGACCUUCAGCCUUCGGCCUUUUGGCUGUGGCAUCUGCAACAAGCGCUUCAAGCUGAAGCACCAUCUGACAGAGCACAUGAAGACCCAUGCUGGAGCCCUGCAUGCCUGUCCCCACUGUGGCCGUCGGUUCCGAGUCCAUGCCUGUUUUCUCCGCCACCGGGACCUAUGCAAGGGCCAGGGCUGGGCCACUGCCCACUGGACUUACAAGUGACUGCUGAGGCUAUACACUAGCUUCUAGAACAAGAUAACCACUGCUGCUGAUGGAUACUUUUCCCUCACUGCCAUGGCACACCAGUCAUGGAUCUUGUAAUCAUGCCAAGAGAAUAGAUACAUUAUGGACCUCUUGUUCUUAGAUAUGGGCCUCUCAGCCUGGCAGAUGUGGAAACUCAAAUUUCUCGUCCCACUCCAGGUUUUGGCUAGCCAACCCUGCAGGAAAGUGGUUUAUAGGCCAUUCAUACUUAAGUUGAUCACUUGCCCAUGGUGGACAUUUUUGUGGUGGUGAUGUCCAUUAAGGAAACCAGAUUUUCAAUUAUUUAGUGAGAGAAGAGUUAGAGCAAAAGACAGUGGUAAAUGUUUUAUUCCGUCUCCAUGAGGAAUUGAAGGAGUUGGUCUCCACCUAGAGAUACAUUUGAUUUACAGCUUAAGUAAUUCAGAGGCUAAGCUCUAAGCUUUUUUCUCUCAUUGCUGGAAUGAUUUAAGCAGAAGUCCUUUUGUGUACUUUUAAAAUUGUAUCUUUCCAGGAGCCCCUCAGAUUGUACCUUGCUUUCUCACCAAUAGACACCUUCCCGACACUUUUUUAAUGUUGUAGCUGAGCACUUUAACAAGUUGAGCAUUCCAUGUUUCAUUCUUAGAACCUUCUUUAAUAGAGGGUCUUCCCUCAACAGCCUGUGCCUCUGGUCUACCUUUGACCACCACUGAUAACUAAUAUAUUGGUCACAAUGACUGGAAUGUGACUAGUGAUCUCAGGAGAUGGCACUGUCCUAAAGUGCUGUCAGGGUGGCACCACUGCUCUCUGAACAACUUACCUUGGUCAGAGGGACUCAGGUUUGGGACAGCACAAGCUGAAGGCUGGAGAGUAACUUGCAUAGUAGGACCAUACCUCUUCCUUUCCCAUCCCACCCACAUAUGAUAGACAGCCCCUCUGUUGAGAUAUGGAGGGGACAGAUACUGGAAUCGGGGGUGGGACUUGCAGUUACUUAAAAUUUUUUAAUAAACUGUGCCCUGAAACCUAAA
This is a messenger RNA of Homo sapiens (human), 3664 nucleotides long. RefSeq names its product zinc finger and BTB domain containing 9 (gene ZBTB9). The transcript has 2 exons. Lineage: Eukaryota; Metazoa; Chordata; Mammalia; Primates; Hominidae. Bases 1221 to 2642 code for a protein of 473 amino acids. Gene Ontology annotation, cellular component: nucleus. The record is from RefSeq and is a predicted model, not a curated record.